UUUUUUAGGACAAAGGCCCCUUGAACUUCCAAAGAGCUACAAAUCAAGCAUAAUAAAUAAUAAUAACAGUUACUUGCUGAUCAUCGGUUACCGUGAUUCUUUAAAUUAUACUUUUAUAUAGACUCAUGGUUAUCCCAAAUUAAAUGCUUCUGUUUUUUAUACAUUUUUUAUUCUUAAAUAAAAUGAGCUCUUACGUAGCCAACUCGUUUUAUAAGCAAGCCCACGAGGCAUCUGCCUACACCAUGCACGGUUUUGGCAGCUAUGGAUCUCUCUCUGAGCUCCAUGCAUCCAGUUACUGUUACAGCGGGCUUGAUCUCAGCGGAUCCUUCACUCCGGCAGCUUCCUCGAACUCCCACAAACGGGAGGAGAUGAGCGUGAAUCUGCGCGGCAGCCCAGACGCCCUGCCGCCGCGGCCGCAGUCUUGUUCGGCUUUAAGCUCCCCUAGGCGUGCAGUGAGCGCGAACGGGCAGCGCGCUCCCAGGCUCGGGCUGUUCAGUCAAAAAACCGAGGGAGACACGGAGUUAAGCGACAAGCCCGGCGGCAAGACAAGAGCAGACGAGAUUAAAGUUGAAACCAUGCAAACCGUCCAGCCAAUAACACAAGCAAAUAACUCGAGCCAGCCUCAGAGCAGCCAGCAGCAGCCGCAGAUAUACCCGUGGAUGACAAAGCUGCAUAUGAGUCACGAAUCUGACGGUAAACGGUCACGGACCAGUUACACCCGCUACCAGACUCUGGAACUGGAGAAAGAAUUCCAUUUCAACCGGUACCUCACCCGCCGUAGGCGUAUCGAGAUCGCCAAUAGCCUCUGUCUGAAUGAGAGGCAGAUUAAAAUCUGGUUCCAGAAUCGGCGCAUGAAGUGGAAGAAGGAUUCAAAGCUGAAAGUAAAGGAAUCAAUGUAAAAAAAAAAAACAGUGGGGAUUGCUUUCUGGCUUUCUAAUGCCUAUAGGAA
Molecule: messenger RNA, 949 nt
Organism: Paramormyrops kingsleyae
Lineage: Eukaryota; Metazoa; Chordata; Actinopteri; Osteoglossiformes; Mormyridae
Gene: hoxc5a
Product: homeobox C5a
Biological process (GO): anterior/posterior pattern specification; embryonic skeletal system morphogenesis; positive regulation of transcription by RNA polymerase II
Cellular component (GO): nucleus; nucleoplasm
Molecular function (GO): DNA-binding transcription factor activity, RNA polymerase II-specific; RNA polymerase II cis-regulatory region sequence-specific DNA binding
Source: RefSeq, a predicted model, not a curated record